CAUUACAAUCAAAGGAAAUAGAAGACGUUUUCAUACAUUUCUCAAGUUUCAAAAAUGGAGAAUAGGCUCAACCAAAGAAGAGUAUCAUUUUCUAGUCCACCACAAUCACAGCAGCAUACAAGAGACGAUGAGUUUGUAACUGCAAUAGCAGCUACUGCAUUUUCCAUUUAUUCAUUAGAAGAAGCAGGGAUUCUUGAUUUGAAGAAAGUAAGAGAUAGUCAAAAGUUUUCAAAGAACCUAACUAUAAGAGGAAAAGAGGAGAAUAUACCAAAGCAACCAAGUUAUGGUGAAACUUCAAUGAGAAGGCCAUUUAGACAAGAAACAAGGACACCAGAAGGUGCUUUACCUCUUAGAAGUUCAAGUGGUGCAUCCCCAACAGGAGGGUAUCAAAAUCAAAAAGGGAUUGUAUUACAUAACAAAAAUAACAAAGCAAAAGCAGAAGCUUGGGAAAAGGCUAAAAUGGAAAGAAUUCAAAAGAGAAAAUUCAGGUAUGAGAAGAUGAAGUCCCAAAUCCUUUCUUGGGAGGGUGAGAAAAGAGUUCAAGCAAAACAACAAAUGGAAAGGAAAAAGAAUGAAUUGGAUUACACAAGAGCAAAUGCAAUAGAACAUUACAAGAGAAAGAUAGCAAGGAUAGAUAUGAUUGGACAAAGAGCAAUUAAAGAGUUGGAAGACAACAGAAGAAAAGAAGAGUUAAAGGUUAAAGAAAAAGCUAACAAAAUUAGAAAAACAGGAAAGGUCCCUGUCACAUGUUUCUGUUUCAAGUCUUUAUAGGAUCAAGAACAAGAGUCAUCCAAUGAUGAUAUACACAACAAAUAUUAUUUGUCAAAUUGUUUUAUAUAGUAUUAAAGCUGCUAAAAUUGUAUAUUAAUUUCAACUUUAAUUGGUCUGGUUGUAAUACAUGUAUUGUUCAAUAAAAUGGCACUUUACAUCAUGCACUAAUUCACGUUAGUGUAGUGGAACAAUAAAAUUUAUGCUUUGGCCAUUAU
Molecule: messenger RNA, 986 nt
Organism: Medicago truncatula (barrel medic)
Lineage: Eukaryota; Viridiplantae; Streptophyta; Magnoliopsida; Fabales; Fabaceae
Product: remorin
Exons: 5
Coding region: 55-771 (238 amino acids)
Source: RefSeq, a predicted model, not a curated record